This is a messenger RNA of Cladocopium goreaui, 3159 nucleotides long. NCBI's taxonomy places the organism in Eukaryota, Dinophyceae, Suessiales, Symbiodiniaceae. The record is from the annotation of a GenBank genome assembly.
AUGGCCAACUCCGGCAUGGACGUCGCGACCUCGAGCUCCGUGGGCCCGGACCCUGUGGCGGGGUCCGCGGAAGUGGAGGCCUCUGAGUCGGACUUCGACAUCGACAUCGAUGCGGAGGAUCUCAUUCCAGGCUAUGAAGCGAUGCGAAAAGGUAUGGAGGAUCCCGUUGCUGGGUCCCAGUCGGGAGCUGUGACCGUGGCCAGCCUGAAAGCCACGAAGUCCAUGUUGGGUUUCGAAGACGGCAGCAGUUCAGGAAGCAGCUCUGAGGGCGAGGCUGCUGUGGCAGAAACUGUGGCAGCUCCGCUGGGUCUGCUGGCGGUGCCUUGGAAAUGUCGAAACGUGGCGGCACCCCCAACCUCCACCGCUGCGCCCCUGCCGCCGCCGGCCUCGGCCGCGGAGCCACUGCCGGAGGCGGUGGCAGCGGCAGCGUCCAACAGCGGGAAGGCCAGGGCGAUCCUGGUGCCACCCAACGAGGAGGCACCACUGCCGGCGCCAUCUGUAGCGCCAUCUUCCUGCCACUCCGAAGAUGCGGCAGACUCGGCCGCGGCGCAGCCACGGCAUCCCCUGGAUCAGAUCUUGAUGGAGGCGCCAUCUUCCCACUCCGAAGCUGCCGCGGCGCCACGGCAUCGCCUGGAUCAGAUCUUGAUGGAGGUGAAUGAUCCAACUCCGGCUUCGGAGGCCGAUCUCUUUACCUCCGUAGCCCCAGCGGUGGAUGCUGAGGAGCUUCAGCCAGAGGUAGAGGCGAAGGUCUCGGGCCGCCCGCGGGAAGUGGCGCAACCCGCGGCCGCGGCGGCGCUGGAGGGAAUCACACCGACGUCAGAGGCGGAGUUUGGACCGGUGGAGGAAACGAAGGAAACGAAGGAAACGAAGGCCGCUGCCCCCUCAGCUGCCUCCACCGUGGCCGCCUCCAACGAGAGCUCCCGGGAGAGCGGGGAACGACGGCUGGCAACGGUGGCCGCGGUGGCCGCGGCCGAAAAAACGGCGACCCCAGCAGCUGCCAGCAGCGCGUCCCGAGAAGAAUGGGAUGACAUCGCGCGGCAGAACGAAAUUUCGCCUCAGAACGACCCAGUUGAAUCCGAUUCAUCAGAUUUGGAAAAGGAAUGGGAGGAGAUCGCCCUAAAGACCGAAGAAUUGGCCAAGAACGCUCGAGAGGCUCAGGGCGUGGCCGCAGCGAAGCAGGAUCUGCUCAGUACGCCGAUUAGCUACAAAGAGGUAACUCAAUGGUUGCUGAUGCUGGAGAUCAACAAGGAAGCGCUCCAGGAAUUCCGAGAGUUCUUUCAGCAGAACGUUUGGUUUCGGCUUGUGGAGGAUGAUAGCGCACUUCCCUGCGGUUGUUUCAAGCGAAGUCGCCCAAGAUCCGAUGUGCCGGGCCUUGACAAGAAGCUUUGGGCCGAGAGGGACCUGGUGCUCUUUUUGAAAGUGACCCACUUCGACUUCAACGACACCGUCCAUCAUCGUAGCUGGGCGCCAGGGUUUUUUAAGGACCUGCCAGGCGGCCUUCCAAAGUCGGUGUGGCCAUUGGCCGAAGUUCCCAUCCUGCAUUGCGGCGUUGAGGUUGACCACCCAGGAUGGUGCGUGACCUACUGGGACCUGGCGUUCUUGCGGCAAGAGGUCCGCGAGGCGCUUGAAAGUGGCCAGAUUCAGCUCGAGGACGAUCAGGACGAAGAGGUCUACGGGCCCAGCAUCUACAGCGAACAAUACAUCAAACCCGUGACGCUGCAAGCGGGCAAGGUUAGCUGGGCCUUGAUGCAACAUCCAGAUGGUUUGGACUGCGACCUGUUCAUCAGCCAUGCCUGGCAAGAAGGUGUCUUUGAAUUUCUGAGCAAGGUGACGUACAGCUGGCCCUGGGGGUUGCGAACUGCUUGGUGCUGCAUGUUGGCGAAUCCGCAGAACUUGAACAUCUCAUCGUUUUUGAAGUCCCCCACUAGUUCGCCCUUCGCAGUGGCGUUGCGCGCCUCUAAAGUCAUGUUGGUGGUCCCAAACCGACAUCAAAGUGUCUACACGCGGCUGUGGUGUGCAUAUGAGGCUUAUCUGGCCCAAGAAGAGGGUAAAACCAUUCUGAUCGCCCACUCCUCCCAUUUCCCAGAGAUCUUGGCAGCCUUACCUUUGAUGGCAACGGCUGCCGUGCUGGGCGUAGCCUUGGGCUUUGCUUCUGCCUUUCUUCGAGUAGGGGGGCCUUAUGGCGGUUCGGUACUGGCCAUUCUGCUGGUGGCCGUGAGCCUGGUGGUGCAGGAUGAAAACUGUCGAAGGAUGAUGCAUCUGCUGGGCCAGAUGCUGUGCUGGGUUCAAAUGAUACAUAUGGCCGGCUGGGUUGUCAAAAAUGAGGAAGGUGUCUCUCUUGAAGUGAACUACGCCUUGCAUGUGUGCUACUGGCUCAAUAUUUCGCUCGCCUUCUGCUUUAUGGAGGUGGAUCGAAUCCAGGCGACGUCCACUGUGUUAGAAGCAAAGGAGCUUCAGCAGGGAUACCAAGGCUCCAUCGAGCAUGCAACAUGUUCGCAAGAAACAGAUGCUACAAGCAUCCGCAGAGAGAUUGCCGACCAGGUGCCUUGUGUUGACCAUGCCAUUCACGUCUUGCUCACUGCCGGCAUGUCAACUCCAGCAUUGAGAGAUAUUGCGCGUACGGUGCGGAUUGAACAUGCGGCAUUUUCAGAGAUCACAGCGGCUGUGUUCCUGCUUGGUCCUGUGGCCUUUGCAGGCUUCGCAGCGAAUCUUCUUCAAGGAGUGAACGCAGGUGAGCCUGCUUACCGCGGCACUCUGGUGGGUAUAUCUGUGCUGUCAAGGUUGAUUCUGUUGCUUUCGCUCUGUCGAAGUCACUGGGACGAGCAGCGCUACAUUCUGAAGAUCAUGAGCAAGUUCCUAGCAGUGCUUUUCUGGGUGUAUCUGUGCAUAAUGCUUCUUGCCAUUUUCCUGCGCAAGUUCAGCGUCGGUGCUGCAGCCCGCACCUGGCUACUCAUUGGAGAUAUUUGCUCGGUGCCCACAGUGUUCUUUGCAUUCUUAGGUAUUAGAGGCCUUGCAAGUCUUCCCCUUGGCCUCACAGUCCUUCAGAUCUUCUUCAGUAGAGGGAACAAUGUUCUGGAUGCUCUGAGAGUAUGCGUCCGACGUGAACCAGACGUGGAAAGCGAGUCCGCUGCAGCUGACUCCGAUGACAGCGGGAGCUAA